UAUACAACGUUGACAGGACUGAAUACACAGAAGAGAAUGCUAAAGCAAUGUUACUAAAGUUUGAACACCAAUUGUUCUAUGAUUACUAAUUUUUCAGCGUACGAGCUUUAAGUAUAGCCUACCUCAAUAUUUCAACGUCUUAAGGAGUCUUGUAGCCGCAGCCAUGUAGUGUAAACUGUUAGCUAACAGCAUACUAAAACCUGACGCAAUUACGUGCUAGGAGGUCUACAGAUGUCUUACUGGAUCUGCUGCAACGCGUGCUUCCUCCCCCCCAGUGCUGCCCGAAAAUUGGCCGUGACGACCUGUGGCCAUGUCCUCUGCAGCGUCUGCUACCAGAGAGGCAAACCUGGCACAUGUUUAAUAUGCAACGCUAAAUGCCAAGUAUCACCACUCUCUGACAAAAGCAGCUCAGAGGUGAAGGCCUUGUUUUCUGACAUCAACGUUGUGGCAACCAAGCACUUGACGGAAGUCAGCAAAGUUAUAAUGUUCCAGGCAAGACAUCAAAAGAGACUGUUGACUCACUACCAGCAAAGGAAUGAGAAACUAGAGGAGGUACUGGUCAAGAUGAAGCAAGAAAUGCAGCAGAUGACAAAGAAGCUGAAUGAACAGAACGCCUACAUCUCAAAGCUAGAAAACUCUCUUCGGCAUCAGAGUGUCAAAGCUUCAUCAGUGUCUCAGAUGAGCCACAGUUCCAUGGCUGCACAUGGACAUAAACCGGUCUUGCAGAUCCCAUAUAACUCCCCCAUGUCCCUCUCUCGACACUCCUCAGCCACUAAUGUCAAUGAAAACAUGGAGGUGGAUGAAAGGAGUCUGUUCAGGAAACCUAACACUGUGCCUAGACUGUCGUUAAUCAGUCCUCCACAUGAUGGACGAAUGGGCACCAUCCCUCACAGAUCAUCCAUUCAGAGCACAUUGGUCAACCAUUGUGCUCGCUCAGCAACAGUCAGUCGUUUUCAGGGAGCACCGUUGACCCCAGAUAUUUCAUACAGCCAGACUGCUGGAUGGAAGUCUCCCAUCUUCAAACCUCCCUCUUUCUUCAGACGUUCCAUGUCCUCCCUGGUCUGCCCUCCUCCUUAACAAACACACACAGAUAAACAGUCAUGAAGCCUCUAGAGGAAAUACACCUGCCCACUGACACGCACAUAGAGGUAUUUAUGACUCUCAAAACCUAAAAUGAGUCACCAGCCUAUUUGUCUGUUGUUUUUGUGGACCCUGGAUUUGCAGUAUAAAUCAAACUUAUUAGGCUUGAACUUGUGCCAUGAUGUAACUGUAUACUGAUGACUAAACUCAAAUUCGGUGUUGUUUAAUUGCCAUUCUUCCAGUCUCGC
Xiphias gladius (swordfish) is the source of this 1328-nucleotide messenger RNA. RefSeq names its product probable E3 SUMO-protein ligase RNF212. Gene Ontology annotation, molecular function: SUMO transferase activity. Lineage: Eukaryota; Metazoa; Chordata; Actinopteri; Istiophoriformes; Xiphiidae. Gene Ontology annotation, cellular component: synaptonemal complex. The record is from RefSeq and is a predicted model, not a curated record. Bases 232 to 1077 code for a protein of 281 amino acids. The transcript is spliced from 13 exons. Gene Ontology annotation, biological process: homologous chromosome pairing at meiosis; protein sumoylation; reciprocal meiotic recombination.